UGGAAAGUCCCGAACUAACGUGUACUAUUACUAUAGUAUAACUAGUAAAAGAUAGGAAUAGACCUGCGCAUUAUUAGCUUUAGACUACUUUCUUUUUCUACAAAACUUAUCAGGAUUGGGAAAUGGUUUUGUUUUGACUCUUGAGACUCCUCUGUACGUUUAUUAUAAAGUCAAACUCAACAAGUCAAUCAUUUCAAAGUCAAAGUCAACGAUUUAGAAUUUAGUAACCUAGACCUAAGUCUAAGUAAGUCUUACAAUUACAACUUAAAAUUGCUUAGACUUAGUGAAAUUUAUAGUUGUGAGUUGAAAAGUGUCUUGUCUUACUCUUACUCUUAGUGUUAGUCUUAUUAGUUAUUAGUCUUAACUUAGUUUUAAACUUAACCUUUAAAACAUUUUUAUUAGUUUUAGUUUUGUUACAAGUGAGUCUAAGUGAGCAUGAGUUUUGUUUGUUAUUAUAAUAACAUCUCAUUUCAUUAACUUUUUUCAAUUCAGGCUGAUAUUAAGGAGGGAUUUGUGUGUUUAUUAUAGUUGCAGUGAAUUAGUAUUAGGGUUUAGGUUAGGUUGAGGGAUCGAUUUAGGGUUCAGGUUAGGCAUAGGGAUCGAUUUAGGGAUACAUUGGUGAAAUUCAAUAAAAAUGUGGCAUUCGUCCUUAAAAUGUACCUCAAUUCAUUUAACAAUUUAGACUAUUCUUGACUCUUACUCUAAAGAAUUUAUUAUUUAUUAUAAAUUAUUGUGUAACUUUCGUAACAGUUUUUAUCAGUGGAACUUCAAUAACUUAUUUAUUCCUGUAUAAUGUAGGCCUAUGCCUAUAAGUAUUAGUAUUUGUAUUAGCAUUAGCAUUAGGGCUAGGUUUUACAAUCAUACUUCUAAAAACUAUUUUUUUUUAAAGUGAUUAUUCCUAAGACUAAGAAACACACUUGACUUAUGCCACCAUCUUAUAAUUAUAUUAAUUAUUAAUAAUAUAAUUAUAGCUGGAAAAUGUGUUUGUUUUUGUAGUUAUAUUUUUAAAGACGAUAAAUUGACAAUGUUGUAAUGUUAUCAAAUGUUUUAGUAAUCAACAAUAUUAUAUACCUACUUAUUUUAUAGCAUAUCUUCAAUUUAAAGUAAAACAGUGUUCAUUUCUUAGACCUUUUGAUAAUUAAUUUAAGCCUUUCAAUUUAAUCAAAUUAUUUUUAAUUAAAUAUGUAAUUAUUUUAAUUUUGGGAUACUCGUACAUGUUUUAAAUUUUUGAUGAUAAAAUACUAAACAUGGAAAUCAAUCUAGUAAUAUUAACCUAAUUAGGUCUAUUGAGAAUAUUAAUUUAAUAAAACAUUAUUGAUUUGGACUUUUGAAAAAAGAAAUAUUUGGCAUUAAAAAAAAUAAAUAAAUAAUGUUAUUUCUGAGUCCGAGUAAACUUUUAGCUAGACAAUAUAUUUUAACCAAUGUGUUUUGGGCUUCUUAAAUUAAGUCGAAAUUUUCUGGUCUUGAUAACCCUCAUAAAUAUAUAAAGUACAACAAAUAACAAUCAUAUUCACAGGCAACUAUUUUAUUUUCAGAUUGGAAAAUGGGUGUAGAGAGAGAAAUGCGGUCUGAAAAAAAUGGAGUAACAAGGUCAAGUAAUGUAAAUUCAAAUGUUCAACAAGAUCACACACUUAGUGUUCAUGAAUCAACUUUUCUGGACAGUCAACAACAACAGAUACUAGUAGCCUCAGCCUCCUCUCCUUCUUUGUUAACAGGUUGUGGAGACACCUCUACCCAUGCUGGUGCCAGGAUAGAAAGACACAUAAUUGCUCAUCAUAUUGUAACUCAAUCUCCUCUUGUUCAAUCUCCUGUGUGCACACCUCAGGUUCAAGACAUUUCUACUGAACCGUCAUUCCAUAAUAUUGCCUACCCAACAUCAGAUGACCCUCCAGAUUCUCUAUUUCUGACUUCAUCUACACCACGAUCUCGUCAGAGCAGCCAGGAGAGGCCUUACAGUGCACCCGCUAAUUAUUUAGAGAAGAUUUCAGGGCAGCUACUUAGACUUGUUGGAGAUCAUUACCACUGCAGUAAUUGCGGACGUCAGCUCCGUAACAUAGGGGAUCAAUUAACAAUAGAGACAACUCUAAGAAAUGCGUGGAGUUCAGGAGAAUUAAAUAAUCUAAGAAAUAAAUCUUAAUAUUUAAUGCAAUUUGUUAGUAUUUUAAAUAUAUGAUAACAUAACAGGGCAUUAUUUCUCAUUUGGAAUAAAUUUACUCACUGGGCUACACUAAUGGCUUUGUUAAAACUACAGUAGUCAACUAAAGUACCUUCACAAGACCAUUGUCGGUAUCUGUUUUUUAAAAUGCAGCCCAGCAAGUUUAUACUUUUAUUUCUGUAAUGUCAGGCUUGUGCAAAAUAUGAUGGCCUUACUGCUUAGUGUCAAAGUUCACAGUGGAUUAUGAUUUAAAGGAACAGUUUAUGACUUUGAUAUUCAUUAUCUUUAUAUUAAUAUUAUUGAAUCCAUUUCAAAUAAAACUGUGAUACUUGGAGACCUGUCGGGCCAAAGUAAAUGUAAAUUGUACAUAUUUGUGGUGGAAUGUUCUUAUAAUAUAUUGAAUAAUAUGUUUUAAAACUAUUUAACCUUCUAUUAAUAGUUUUAGCUUAAAUUUUUGUUACACUUCUAGUGUGUUUAAAUCAAGCGAGAAUGAGUUUGGUGGUCACUACCAUAAUUACAGCUUUGGCCACAUAGUUAAACAAAUAUUUUUCGGCAUGAAUAGAAAUAGCUCUUGAAACACAAAUUUAAGAAAAAUUCAAUCACUUGUUAAAUAUCUGAGUAAUAUGGUAGUUCAUUUCCAUGAAUAAAGGAACGAGUCUGUGGGUUUUAUGGGUGAAAGAAAACUAUGAUCUUAUAAUUACAUUAAUUUUUGUUUUGUUUUUUGUCUUGACAUACAGGUACAAGUACAUUCUUGCUUAUUAUUAUUAAAUUACAUUUUUAAAAUAUCUUUAACACUAAACCGUCUAACCCUAGUCCAUCUCAUGAAUAACCUCGUGUAAAGUUCAAAUAGUAAUUCUUGAGCAGUAUAUAUUGUACAAAAUAAAUGUGAGUUUAAUGACAAAUAAUAAAAUAAAGUUACAAUUUAACCCAUAAGUUGUUAAUUUGUAAAUGAAAAUGAAAGCAAGCAAUUACCAUAAGAAAGAUUUUCCCUUUUUGUAUUAUCUUCUCAACAUCUUCAUUUUAGCAUUACAUUUUUCCACUUAAGUUUUAGAUUAAAGAAUAUACUUAAAUUGUAUAAUUAUUUUCUUAUAUUUAAUAGAUAAACUAAAAUUGAAGUGUAAAAAUAUAUGUUUUAAAUUAAAUAAACACCUGGAAUUUCAUUUAGUUUUGAACUAUUGUUUAAAUUAAUAAUAUCUGUAUUUAAGUCACCUUUGUAAAAUAUUAGCUCUAAUCAUUAAUCCAUUUACCUAAAAAAAACAUUGUCUUCCCUUUCUUAAUGCAGUCGAAUGUUAUUUUGUUGUAUAUCGUAUGAUAAUUAUCUUGUAGGAAUGUAAGACAAUUCUAACAAUGUAUCAUUCUUUUUUAAGUGUAUCAUUUUAUAACAAAUUUUCCCAACCUAAAUUUAAAAUGACAUUUUGUUAAAUUUCUUUUUAAAUUUUUUUGUGUUAUCUUAAAGAUCUCCUACUCUUUGUGUUAGACUUUAUAUUGCUUCAACUUUAUUGCACUAAAUUUAAUAUACCAUUUCUCUGAAAUGUAGUUAAAUUGUCUUUUUAUUACAGUUAGACUCAUCUCAAGACUUUAAAAAAAUAAUAUAGCUACCUGUACAUUCCUUUUUUUAGAGUGAAAUUUUUAAAUUGUUUUUCAUGGUCUAUAAAUAUAUACAUACACACCAGUGAUUUAAUAGUAGUUAACUGAGGACUUGACUGCAAGAAUUGUUUAAUAUUUUUGUUUUAUAUUAUGUGCAAUGAAUUUCAAAGUUGUUUUGAGUACAAGUGCCUAUAUAAAUUAAUUUAAAAUGAUGUUUAAAAUUAUUUAUUCAUAACAUUUUUAAUGAAUAAACA
Messenger RNA from Lymnaea stagnalis (great pond snail), 3996 nucleotides. Lineage: Eukaryota; Metazoa; Mollusca; Gastropoda; Lymnaeidae. The record is from the annotation of a GenBank genome assembly.